UCGAAGAAGAGAAGGAGAAGUAUCCAAGAUGUCGCUGAGUGCUUUUACACUGAGAGAUACCUCGUCAACCCAUCCAGAUGUAGAGCUUGCUUUGUCUGACCUUGAGAAGAAGCUUUGUAAGCUCUUCGAGCGAAUAGAGAUAAGAGGCAAGCGUGGUCGAAAGGUCCCCUUUCUCCUCACACCUGAUAUGCUGGCAUCGAUGGAGUUACUUGUCAAAACUCGCCGAAUCUGUGAUGUGCCUGAUGAUAAUCAGUUCAUGUUUGGGAGACCAGAAGCACUCACUCACUUCAGAGGAUCAGAUGUUAUUCGCUGGGUGGCUCGAAGCUGUGGGGCAAACCACCCAGAAGCAUUGUCCUCCACCAAAUUGAGGAAGCACAUGGCUACUAUGUCCAAAGUCCUCAACCUAAAGGACAAUGAAAUGGACGACCUUGCUGACUUCCUUGGCCAUGACAUCAGAGUCCAUCGCCAGUAUUACAGGUUACCUGAAGGCACAUUACAGCUGGCGAAGAUAAGCAAAGUCCUGAUGGCCAUGGAACGAGGACAGCUGGCUGAAUUUAAAGGAAAGAAUCUUGAUGAGAUCAACAUUGAUCCAGAAGAGAAAGUGGUGGUGGACAGUGAAGCAUCAGACGCUGAAGAUGAGGAUGCUGCACCGUCAUCUUCACAAUCGUCAGGCAGGUCAGAUGAAAACGUGCCACUGGUCGGGGAGGUCUCUGAAGCAACGCUACCACAAAGCACUACAUGGUAA
Larimichthys crocea (large yellow croaker) is the source of this 745-nucleotide messenger RNA. RefSeq lists its product as uncharacterized. The coding region runs from base 29 to 745 and encodes 238 amino acids. Lineage: Eukaryota; Metazoa; Chordata; Actinopteri; Sciaenidae. The transcript is spliced from 4 exons. The record is from RefSeq and is a predicted model, not a curated record.